AUGUUCGUCAGUGACGUGGGCCAGCGCGAGCCACUGGUGUUUGAGAGAGAGAACGCGGCCUACUCGGCUGCCGCAGAGCCACGUGUUAAAUUUGAUGAAACGAUGGACGAUAUGGAGAAGAGAAUCAUCAAUGGAAACGCUCUCGUAUACACAAAGAGGAUAGUUAGAAAAAUGGAGUUAGAGACUGAACCGGAGAAAUGCACCACAACCAUCAUUGAGCGGACAAGAGACCUCUACAGAGACCACGGCUACGGAGAGCAAGGCUACAGAGACCAAGGCUACAGAGACCAAGGCUACAGAGACCAAGGGUUCACAAAUCAAGGGUUCACAAAUCAAGGGUUCACAAAUCAAGGGUUCAGAGAUCAGGGGUUCAGAGACCAAGGGUUCACAAAUCAAGGGUUCACAAAUCAGGGGUUUGCAAAUCAGGUGGUGGAUGGGAGGGCGAGCGAAGGCAGGGUAGCAGGCUACGAGAGUCAACAAGCCGGGGUUUACCGACCGGAAAUGAUACGAACCCAGAAUUACAGUGCAGAGGUCGCUGGUUACAGAACGGAGGGCGGCGCCUAUAGGCCCGAGAGUGGGGUCUACAGAGUAGAGGGGACUAGCGGCCGACCGGAGGGGACGGUUUACCGCAUGGAGGUGCCCACUUACACAAUACCACAAACCCUGGGACCGACCGUUGUCCAGGGCGCGGCGGCGGCGGAGGAGACGCAGUCGGGUGCCGCGGUCACGUCCGUGGCCCCGGUGACUCCGGCUCCGGAUAGGCGCGCUACGGCGCUACCGGCAAUGGAAGUGCGAGGCCGCGGCGACGACGAAAGCGACGAGGACCCCUCCCCUCGUCGCCGCCGAACGCGCAAAGCGGCGGCCCCCAAGGGCCGACGUCGCAACGCCGAAAAGGACGGCGCAGGCUCCCAACCUGCGAGCUCAGCCGCUGGUUAUCCCCCUACUGGUUAUCCCCCUAUGGGCUAUGCCGGCUAUCCCCCCGUUGGCUAUGCCGGCUAUCCCGCCACUGGUUUACCCCCCCCAACCG
This is a messenger RNA of Gregarina niphandrodes, 1027 nucleotides long. RefSeq lists its product as hypothetical. The transcript has a single exon. The record is from RefSeq and is a predicted model, not a curated record. NCBI's taxonomy places the organism in Eukaryota, Apicomplexa, Conoidasida, Eugregarinorida, Gregarinidae. The annotation marks the transcript as partial.